AUGAUUUUGAGCGUUCCUGGAUUUUGCAAUCCAAUUCCUGAAGUCAACCCUGCGUCCUAUCUAAUCAACAGAUAUGGCGACAGGAUUGCGAACGUAGAAAUCCCGAAGAAAUUCCAAGUUCCAAAUAUGAAACCAUAUGAUGGAACCACUGACCCACAGGAGCAUAUCGCGCUGUAUCUGGAGAAAAUGGAAACGGUGCCGAUUCCAUCAAUUUUGAAAGAAGCUUCCUUAUGCAGAAGCUUUGGAUCGACACUAUCUGGAUCAGCCUUAAAAUGGCUGCAGAGUUUGCCUCCUCUAUCUAUUAAUUCUUUCGCUGAUUUAACAAAUUUAUUUUAUAGUCAAUUUUCAUGCAGUGGGACUUUUGAGAAAUUGACUGAUGAUCUAUAUAAAAUAAUUCAAAAACCGCAUGAAUCACUUAGAGAUUUUAUGACUAGAUUUACAAAAGAAUCUCUUAAUAUUCCUAAAUUAGAUAUGUUGACCGCUAUUCAAGCUUUGCAGAGAGGUCUCCAUAAAGGAUCUAAAUUCCAGGAAGAUCUCAUAAUGACGCCAUGCAGAAAUUUAGAUGAAGCAAAAGCAAGGGCAGCAAGAUUUAUAAGGCUCGAAGAAAAUGAACUUACAACUUCGAAAUUAGAUGCCUUAUCAUAUGAUCGUCCAAAUCGGAAGGAGGAAACCCCGGUGUUUAAACCGAGACACAAACCUUACUUAAGACAUGUAGAUGAUCAAGUCAAUGUCGUUGAAGAAGAUGACGGGGUCGAAUAUCCAACUUUGGCAUCAUACAGUUUCUCUGUAGGAACUCCUGGCAUUAUAAUGGCGCUUAGAGAUCUUGGAGACAAGGUGAGAUGGCCUGAGAAGAAAAAUGACGGAUACUUCAAGAAGAAAGAUCCUAGCCAGUGGUGUGCUUAUCAUGAAGACUUUGGCCAUAUCACCGAAGAUUGCAAGAUGUUAAGAAGAGAAAUAUCCACUUUAUUAGCAAAAGGAUAUUUGACAGAACUCCUUGGAAGGAAGAAGGCCAAAGAUGUUGAAGGCUUGGACUUUUCCAAACCAAAAUCAACACAAAAAGUAGAUUCCCCACCAGCGAAUGCAAAAGUAAUUAAUACCAUCUUUGGGGGAUCGGAAGUGUGCGGGACAACAUAUUCAGCUGCAAAAAGACUUGCAAAGCAAAGCAAAUAA
Messenger RNA from Erigeron canadensis, 1170 nucleotides. RefSeq lists its product as uncharacterized. The record is from RefSeq and is a predicted model, not a curated record. The transcript has a single exon. NCBI's taxonomy places the organism in Eukaryota, Viridiplantae, Streptophyta, Magnoliopsida, Asterales, Asteraceae. Bases 1 to 1170 code for a protein of 389 amino acids.